GUCCGCCGCCAGCGCUCGGCUCCCGACCUGAAGGCGCGGGGCCCCAUCCCGUAGGGGGUGUGGGAUUUUGGGGACACGCCCUCCCCCAAACGGACAAUCACGGCCUCCCUCCCACCCCCACAAUCGGGGGGGCUCUCCUCGCCGGGGAGGCCCCCAGCUGCUGUCACACUGCCCCCCCCCCCUCGCGUGUGUGUGUCUGUGGGAGGGGCCCUCGGUCAGGAGGGAUUCUUACAGGGGAGUCCCUAAUUAUGGCGAUCCCGCUAAUUAAAAAGAAGCGCCUCAUUUCUGGGGCCCCCCCCAUUCUGGUGCCUCCUCUCUGCUGGCCCAGCCCACUCCAGCCUGGCAGCUCUGGGCACCGCCCCCGCCCCGCCCCUUUCUGCGGCUCGGGCGGGGCCGCGGCUCCAGCAGGCCCCGCCCACACCGUGCGGCCCCGCCUCUCGCCCUCUAUGGGCGUGUUGUGGGCGUGUUACUCGGGAAAUCCCCGCCCCUGCAGGCAGCGCUGAGUUGAUCUGUGUGUCCCGCCCCUUUGGGCGUGUCCCUACGUGGCCACGCCCUUUCCCGGUCAAUACCGCCCCCCCAUCCCUGCCCGUACCCCGGUACCCCCCCGGCCUCGUUCGCCCCGUUCCGGCCCCGUUCGCCCCGGCCCAGCCGCACCAUGAGCCGCCUCGGGCCGCCGCCGCUGCCGCUGCUGCUGCUCGGGGUGCUGGGGGCUCUAAGCCCAACCCCGUCCGCGGGGCAGGAACCAGCCCCGAGCCCCCAUCCCAGCGCCCGGCCCAACGCCACCAGGCCGGUGUUCCCGGUAUUCCCGUGCGGGGGGGACCAUCGCGGGGAGUCGGGGUUCAUCGCCAGCGAGGGCUUCCCCCGGCAUUAUCCCCCCGGCAGCAACUGCACCUGGACCAUCACGGUCCCCGAGGGCCAGGUGGCCACCCUCUCCUUCCGCAUCUUUGACCUGGAGCCGGACCCUCUGUGCCGCUUUGACGCCCUCUCGGUGUUCGGGGGCCACGGCCCUGGGGCGCCGCUUUUGGGGCGCUUCUGUGGCACCUUCCGUCCAGGGGCCCUUCGGGCACCCCAAAACCGGCUCCGGUUGCACAUGGAGAGCGACGGCGGCACGGCUGGGAGAGGCUUCCUGGCCUGGUUCAGCGCCGGCAGCCCCCCAACCAACGGGCCCCCCCAGGGACGGCGGCGUUCGGGGGUCUUUAAUAAACCCCAUUUUUUCGGGGAGUCCUGGCACUAUUUUGAUGAGCAUCAGUUUUGUGGUGGGCGGCUGGAGAAGCCCCAGGGGAGCCUGAACACCCCAAACUGGCCAGAGGAGAAUUAUCCCCCCGGGAUCAGCUGCUCCUGGCACAUCGUGGCCCCCCCCGACAAGGUGGUGGAGCUGCGGUUCGGGAAGUUCGACGUGGAGCCCGACCCCCAUUGUCGCUACGAUUACGUGGCCGUGUUCGAGGGGGGGGCGCGGGACGACGCGCGGCGCCUCGGGCGGUUUUGCGGGGAGGAGACCCCCGGCCCCAUCCUCUCCAGCUCCCCGGAGCUGCUGGUCCAGUUCGUGUCGGAUUUGAGCGUCACCGCCGACGGCUUUUCGGCCACCUACACCCUGCGGGACCGGGGCAGCGCUCCCGAGCCGCCCCCGACAAAGCCCCGGGGGGGCGGGAAGGGGAAGCCGCCCCCCAGCCCCAAAGCGGGGCCCCCCACGGCCGCCCCCGCUUUGGCGACCCCCUGCCCGCAGCGCUGCCGCCGCGCCGGGACCCUCCAGAGCAAUUUCUGCAGCAGCGACUUCGUGCUGACGGGGACGGUGAAAUCGGUGUCGCGGGGGCCGCCCCAGGAGCCGGGCUGGGCCGUGGUGUCUGUUCUCAGCCUCUACAAGUCGGGGGCCCUGGAGGUCCCCCAGCCCGCCAAGGGGGCCACGCUGCGGCUGCAGCUGCCCUGUCGCCUCUGCCCCGCGCUCAAGAAAGGCUCCAGCUACAUCCUGAUGGGGCGGCUGGGCGGGGACGGGGGAGCCCUGCUGCCCCCCGACGCCUUCGUCGUGCCCUACCGCCCACAGCAGCAGCAGAUUUUGGGGAACCUCAGCAAGAGGCCGUGUCGGGGGACCCCCUGAAACCCCCCCAGAGCUCCCCCGGACCCCCCCGCGUUGGGGGGACGCCCCCCGCACAUACGCCAAUAAAGGGUGCAGAGAUGGAG
Parus major (Great Tit) is the source of this 2175-nucleotide messenger RNA. It is a transcript of the gene PCOLCE, whose product is annotated as procollagen C-endopeptidase enhancer. Gene Ontology annotation, molecular function: protein binding. Lineage: Eukaryota; Metazoa; Chordata; Aves; Passeriformes; Paridae. The transcript has 9 exons. The record is from RefSeq and is a predicted model, not a curated record. Bases 656 to 2092 code for a protein of 478 amino acids.